Messenger RNA from Cryptococcus wingfieldii CBS 7118, 993 nucleotides. Its product is annotated as pyridoxal reductase. Gene Ontology annotation, cellular component: cytoplasm. Bases 1 to 993 code for a protein of 330 amino acids. The record is from RefSeq and is a predicted model, not a curated record. The transcript is spliced from 7 exons. Lineage: Eukaryota; Fungi; Basidiomycota; Tremellomycetes; Tremellales; Cryptococcaceae.
AUGUCUUCCACUGUCAACGUCGCGGGUCACCAGGUCGGCCGUAUGGGUUACGGGCUGAUGCAGCUCACUUGGACCGCGGAACCCGUCCCUGAUAUCACUGCUUUCGCAGCUAUGAAAGCUGCUGCCGAUCACGGAUCCACUUGCUGGUCCUCCGCGACCUUCUACGGUCCGCCUGAUGACCGUUUUGCAAACCUCAAGCUCAUUCGUCGUUUCUUUGACACAUACCCAGAGUACAAAAACCAGGUGGUUUUGGUCGUCAAGGGUGGUGUCGACUUUACCUCUCGUGGUCCGGUCGGUGACGACCUCGAUUUUCUUCGUGACGAGCUCAAGACUUCCAAAGACAUUCUUGGCGACAAAGCUAUCGACAUCUUUUCCCUCGCUCGACUCCCCAAUUCGCCUGUGGAGGAUGUCUUCAAAGGCCUUGUGACUUUGCAGAAGGAGGGCUGGUACAGUGCCAUCGCCGCCAGUGAAAUGUCCGCCGCUUCUCUCGAGAAGGCUUCCAAGAUCACCCCUAUUGCCCUCAAUGAGAUCGAAGUCUCCCUCAUCUCCUAUGAGCCCUCCAUCCGCGCUGCCAUCGCCUGGUCGCAGACCAACAAGGUCCCCUUCUUCGCCUACUCUCCCCUCGGCCGUGGCUUGCUCACGCGAACCUACAAGACCCCCGAAGACGCCGCCGGUCAGGUGGCCGGUCACAUCCCCAGGUUCCAGGGCGACGCUUUCUAUGAAAACAUGAAAUUGGUGGAUCUGGUGGAAGAGAUUGCUGGCAAGAAGGGAGUCAAGGCAGGGGAGUUGGCGCUCGCUUGGGUUUAUGGGACUUCUGACUAUGCUGUCCCUAUCCCUGGAUCGUCCAAGCCUGAGCGCGUGAUCGAGAACAUCAACGCUGCCAAUAUCAAGUUGACGCCCGACGAGCUCAAAGCUAUCUCCAACCUUCUCGAGACUUUCGAGGUCAAAGGAGGCCGAUAUGCCGACCAUGCUAUCGCCCACUUGAUGAAGUAA